Gigantopelta aegis is the source of this 1205-nucleotide messenger RNA. Its product is annotated as 5-hydroxytryptamine receptor 3A-like. Gene Ontology annotation, cellular component: membrane; synapse; neuron projection. Gene Ontology annotation, biological process: monoatomic ion transmembrane transport; regulation of membrane potential; chemical synaptic transmission. Gene Ontology annotation, molecular function: neurotransmitter receptor activity; extracellular ligand-gated monoatomic ion channel activity; transmembrane signaling receptor activity. The coding region runs from base 46 to 921 and encodes 291 amino acids. The transcript is spliced from 3 exons. NCBI's taxonomy places the organism in Eukaryota, Metazoa, Mollusca, Gastropoda, Neomphalida, Peltospiridae. The record is from RefSeq and is a predicted model, not a curated record.
AGAAUUAUCAACAGCGGCUAUGUUAUUUGGGUUGCUCCCAUCACGAUGAACACGAUAUGCGAGGUGAAUGUUCAGAGAUACCCAUUCGACGACCAGGAGUGCUUGGUGGAACUCUCUACAUGGGGAUACGCAAUGAACGAGGUAAAUCUCAUUGUGCCAAAUGAUCCACAAUUAGAUACACGACUGUAUGUUCAAUCGGGCGAAUGGAUCUACGUGUCCUUCUCGGUCAUCCUGAACAACAUUACGGACGAUAUGAACACAUACCGCACCGUGCAGUUCAAGCUCAAGUUCGAGCGUCGCUGGUUGUUCUACAGCCAGUACCUUCUGCUUCCCAUCAUGAUGAACUCCGUGCUGAUGAUCUCCGUGUUCCUCGUGCCGCUAGACUCGGGGGAGAAGCUGGGCUUCUCCUUGACCGUCCUGCUGUCCUACGUGGUUCUCCUCACCAUAGUAACAGACAACCUGCCUCCCAUCUCUACCAAGACAUCAGUACUGCAGAUCUACCUCUCGUUCCUGAUGAUUCUCGGCACAGUUACAACACUGCUAAGUAUUUGGGUCUUGACUCUCUACAACAAAGAUGAAACACAGCGAAUACAUUUCUUGUUACAGAAAUUUGCAGACUACGUCAUUGCGCCAAUUACUUGCCUACCUUGUCGAAAGAAAAACACUGUCGCGGAUCUUACUUCCAGCGAUAUAAAACUGCAAGACACGGUUGUUAGAAACGAUGAUAAAGAAAACAUAAUGAAAAAUCACGAACGUUCCCAAAGGAUACCCUCAUCAACAAAGAAUGUUUUGGGUGCUGAACAAGCCGACAGAAUGUCAUGCAGAGAAUUUGCCAUUGUGCUCGACAUCUUCCUCUUUAGAGUGUCUGCGUUUAGCUUGUUCCUUCUUACACUGACAAUUACGAUUUUUUUGGUAACUUAAACCUAGGAUUAUUUUACAGAGGAUGGAUUUCUCAAAAUCUAUUCACUUAAGUACAUACAACUAAUCGAUUUCAAUAUUAUUUGGUACAUUACUGGAGUAGUUUUGAUUAACCAAGGUUACUCCAUCCCUCAUGCCAUCCUCAUCAAGCAUUUCGGAGACUUCAUCAGUGAAUUAUUAGGGGCGGCACGUAGCCCAGUGGUAAAGCACUCGCUCAGUGCACGUCAGUCUGGGAUCGAUCCACAUCGGUGGGCCCACUGGGUUAUUUCUCGUUCCCACCAGUGUAA